AUGAUCGCUGCUGACAACUCCUAUUUCAACGGCAAGGAGCUCCCUCAAGGGGACUCCCCUGACCUGGUGCUGGUUCCUGCCACCCCCGGGGAGCGGAUUGAGUCCAUUCGUCUCAACAGCAAAGCAUGGAAGGGCCGUCUGGACCUUGAGACGUAUAUCACGCGUGAGAACCAUCUGUAUCAGCAACGGCUGAAUAAGGAUGGCUUGACCUGUUGGAUCUUGGUUGAUCGCAAAGAGCCGGAAGAGCAUAGAACGAUCCUCGGUUCUUGCGAAACAUACCGAAAGAAAGCCAUGUUGGCACAUGACGGUAUUGUGGAGGACGUCGCAACUCAUGGUAUUGGAAGUGUCUAUUGCCGGCCGGACUUCAGAGGUAAAGGAUACGCCAAGAGAAUGAUGCAGGAGCUGAGCGAGAAGAUCGAGACUUGGAAGAUGGAGACAGAGACUCGAAAGCGUUGCCUUUUCACAGUUCUCUUUUCUGAUAUCGGAAAGGACUUUUAUGCUCAAUUUGGUUGGCAGCCAUACACGUCAUGCCAUUUUGCCUUGUCGCCCAUUUCCGAGGAAGUCUAUGCCACUGCCAAUGCUCAGGCAAAUUUCCCAAAAACAAGGAUUUUGACACCGGAGGACGUCCACGAGAGCAUUUGUAGUGAGGAGGUCUUGCAAAAAGAGCGUGAACUGUUGAGGGCGGCCUCUCAAAAGUCAUCAGUGCCCAGAAUUGCGAUUGCACCGAACUUCGAGCACUUUGAAUGGCACUGGGCAAGAGAAGAAUUCUAUGCGGAGAGGAUAUAUCCCGACCGCGAAUUGCCUCGCGCAAAGGGUGCUGGAGAAGACAGUGCCGGGGUGUACUGUGCCUGGAACAGGAACUUUGGUGAAACGCCUGAGGAGAAUACCCUGUACAUUCUCCGAUGGGUGUACGACGAGCCCACCUCACCAGAACAGGGCGAAAAGGUUGUGAAAGCCAUGGCGGCGGUCCUGCGACGUGCUCAGCUCGAAGCGUGCAGAUGGAACAUGGCAACAGUUGAGUUCUGGAACCCAACGCCGCUAUUGAAAAAGGCAGUUGCCUUGCUGGACCCCAAGGCCGAAGUAGUUCACCGGGAGAAGAGCAGCAUCGCGUGCCUGAGAUGGACUGGUGCCGAGCACGGCUUGGGUGCAAACGUGGAAUGGCACUUGAACGAGAAAUACGCCUGGUGCUGA
This is a messenger RNA of Aspergillus tubingensis, 1191 nucleotides long. RefSeq lists its product as uncharacterized. Lineage: Eukaryota; Fungi; Ascomycota; Eurotiomycetes; Eurotiales; Aspergillaceae. Gene Ontology annotation, molecular function: acyltransferase activity, transferring groups other than amino-acyl groups. The transcript has a single exon. The coding region runs from base 1 to 1191 and encodes 396 amino acids. The record is from RefSeq and is a predicted model, not a curated record.